This is a messenger RNA of Pelmatolapia mariae (spotted tilapia), 2106 nucleotides long. RefSeq names its product B cell linker (gene blnk). Gene Ontology annotation, biological process: cell surface receptor protein tyrosine kinase signaling pathway; intracellular signal transduction. Bases 60 to 1397 code for a protein of 445 amino acids. The record is from RefSeq and is a predicted model, not a curated record. The transcript has 22 exons. Lineage: Eukaryota; Metazoa; Chordata; Actinopteri; Cichliformes; Cichlidae.
GUCGACCUUUACCGCAUGACAGGAAUGUGGCCCAAAAAAUGUAAACUUUUGGAUCAAACAUGAACAUGGAUACGUUAGGUAAACUGGCUGCUCCUGCCACAGCAAAGAUCCGGCAGCUUCAGAAGAUUGUUCAAGAUAUCAAGAAAAAUGAUGGCAGCUUCUUGAAUAAACUAAAAAGGCUGACAAACAAACCGGUGCCCACAGUGCCGGCGAGAGACUACAGAGAUGACCACAGAGAAAGCGACGAUCAUCUGUCGGAUUCUGAUUACGACAAUGACACAUAUGAGGAUCCACGUGAUGACGACAGCUACGAACCUCCUCCUAGCCACAGAGUCUUCACCGCACCUCCCUCUGGUUCCUUCCCAAGGGGCGAGUAUGUCGACAGCCCACCCAAGCGGCCACCCAAGAAGCCCCUCCGCCCAACUAAGUUCAAAGAGCUACCCCCUGAACCCCCAAACAUGGGAAGUGAUGAAGAGGACUACAUAAAUCCAGAUGACGAUGACAACUAUAUAGAACCUUCAGAGAAUUCUACUAGCAGGAACAGUGGGAACAAAGCUACAAGAGACCUUCCCAAGUUACCACAGCGGACUCCGAGUCCCGAUUUCUAUGAAGUUCCUGACAAAGAGGACAAUUCUCCAGCUCAUCCAGGAAGCAGAUUAUGUCCAACCCCAGCAAAACACUCACCAUCUUUACCACCAAAACCCAGCCCCAGAGUGAACAUGAGGAAAUCUCCCACGCAUGUCCAGGAGACAACUGAUGGGGAUGAAUAUGAAGUUUGCGAUCCAGAUGAUAGUCCUGGGAGAAAUCGUCCUCCACGUCUACCUAAACCUAUACCCAGAGAGAGGUCACCAAAACCACCUCUAGGACCGAGGCCAGAUUUAAAAGCAAAGGACUUUGAAAGCAAAACACUGCCUUUGGCUCAUAAUGAACAGAAGACUCCUCCAAAAGCUUUUACGCUGGACUUUCAGCGACCAAAAAUUCCUAUUCCACAGUUUACCUCCCCAAAGCCUCCUGAAAAUGACACAGGAGAUCAAGAUAAGGAUGCAGACAUCUAUAGGAAACCCUGGUAUGCCAGUGGGUGCGACCGUAAAAAUGCUGACGAUGCCUUGUUUCGCUCGAAUAAAGACGGAGCGUUUAUGGUGAGAAAAAGCUCUGGUCAUGACGCACAGCAGCCGUAUACGUUAGUGGUGUUUUACAAUGGCAGAGUGUACAACAUCCCGAUCCGCUAUAUACCAAGCACUCAGCAGUAUGCUCUGGGAAGAGAGAAGAAAGGGGAAGAGCACUUCAGCAGCGUCUCUAAGAUCAUUGAGAACCACCAGAGAAACCCCCUGGUGCUGAUUGACAGUCAGAGCAAUGCCAAGGAAGCCACCAAGCUAUGCUACCCAGUGAAGCCCUAGGCGACCCUCAGUGACUCCAAACAGCAGAGCGAUUGGUGCCAAGCGACUCGGUCCACUGUGUUUGCUGUCAGACUUUACAGAGGUCACUGGGGCUGUUGCUCUGUCACUUAAAAAGGCAGGUUUGAAACACACCCGAGUGCAGAGCUUGAUUGUUUCAAAACAAGCACAGGAGUCACCCAGUGCGGGUGUGCAUGAGAACCUCACCAACACGGAAGCUUCCAUUGUGUUAUGUUAAAGAUUAUUUAGAUUGACACCCUGGCGAGUGAUGUGACAUCACAGUGUUACACUGAUAAUGAAUCGUCUUUCCCCAAUUUUCUGAGAACUUGACAGAAUUCCUCACUUGUGAUAAUUAUUUUUUUUCCUUUUGACCUAAUGCAGUAUCAAGCGGUCUGACACUAUACACUGUAUAUGAUUUUAUGUAUGCAUUUCUGCCAAACUGACUGUGUGUGAAAAGCAAUCCUUUUUCUAUUGUCCACAAUGACACCUCGAACUGUAAAUCUACAAUUAUAACUUGCCGAAUUGGCAUAAAUAAUGUACACAGAAUACUAUAAUGUGUCUAGAGCUGGACUUUGAGCUCUAUGGGGGACACCAACCAGGUUCAGAAUAAACCGCAGGAGCACGCAAUGGGAUUUCAAUAAGCGUGUCAGCCAGACAACACAAAUUCAAACCCAUCCCAACCCUUAAUCUGUGGCUAGGAUGUUGUGCAGGA